AUGGAUGCCCUCCUCCGUGAUCGUUCCGAUGUCUCUAGUCUCCAGAGCGACAUGAGGAAGACGAAGAGUCUUGUAAUAGUCGUCAGUGAUGAGAAUCCGCUUGCAUCCCGGCGCAUAGUCUGGGCGAUCCGGAAGCUCCGAGUGCAGGAAUGCGAUGCUUUCUUUGGUCAACUCGGCAGAUUCCGCAGAUCCACGUCUGAUGAGGGACUCAUAGGUCCCUUCAUUGCGAUCCAUGAUGAGAGCUCGGAUUUUGGGAAGCAGGAAGGGCACGUUCCGGAGCAGACCCCUCUUCCACUCCUGUACCUCAUCAUCCAACCUCGGAAUAACCCAUUUGGGCGUUCUCUGGAAAAUGGUGAGUUGUGA
Molecule: messenger RNA, 363 nt
Organism: Clonostachys rhizophaga
Lineage: Eukaryota; Fungi; Ascomycota; Sordariomycetes; Hypocreales; Bionectriaceae
Source: the annotation of a GenBank genome assembly